GGUCAUUACAGGAGAUGACCUUCUGGCUUACACAUGUUAUGAAAGUCCAAAACAAGUAUUUUCCGUAUUUCUCGUUAAUUUUAGGGGCCUCUCGAAAAGUAUAGUUCUUACUCGUUCAUUGAUGUUCAUAAAAAGAUAACAGAAAUUUGGAAUAACUACAGAAAACAUGUUUAUGCCGAAAUUCGGACGCGUCUGUGGGUCUUGCAUGACGCUUCUCAUCCAAAGAGAGCCCACUUUUCUUGGAAGAUGCUGUUACCUAGGAAACCAAGGAUGCAGGAAUUUCUCCACCAGUCAGAGAAGACCUUACAUUAUGAAGGCGUGGCAGCUGAGAGAGUAUGGCAGCAACAAGAACUUCAGGUUUACAGACAAUGCCCCGAUGCCCCCGAUUAUGUAUCCAAACCAGAUCAUUGUGCAGGUGUGUGCUGCCAGUGUCAACCCCCUAGACGUGAUGAUGAGAGAAGGUUACGGGGCGGCCAUGUUGAACAGGCAGCGUGACCCGACCGGCGUUCUGCCCUUCAUGGACCCCAACGUCAACGAACUUCCCCUGGUCCUGGGGCGGGACUGUUCCGGCAUCGUCAUGGAGACAGGACUCAACGUGAAGGAAUACAAACCUGGAGAAGAAGUGUGGGUAGCUGUGAACCCCUACAAGAUGGGCACACAUGCAGAGUUUGUAGUGGUCACCAACAGCGAGAUUUCUCAUAAGCCGAGGUCGUUGACCCACGUACAAGCAGCCUCCAUCCCUUACUCAGGACUGACGGCCUGGGCGUCACUGGUCACCCAGGGGGGACUGAACGAGAAGACAGCUAAGGGGAAAAGGGUGUUGAUCCUUGGGGGUUCCGGAGGUGUGGGAACAUUUGCUGUACAGUUGUUGAAGGCAUGGGGAGCCCAUGUGACCACAACGUGCUCCAGGGAUGCCAUUCCCAUGCUGACAUCUCUAGGAGCUGACGACAUCGUUAAUUACCAGGCCCAGGAUGUUAGGGAACACCUGAAGAGACUCAAUAAGUUUGAUCUGAUCCUAGAUGGAGUAGGAGGAGAGGCAGAGAAGUAUCUCUUCAGUACCGACUACCUCAAGCCCUGGGCCGGGGCCAAGUACGUCACCCUCAGAACCCCGCUGCUGAAAAAUGCAGACUCCCUCGGCUUCACAGAUGGCCUACUCAAAUCAGGCAUGUCACUGGCUGGCAAUGCAGUCAAGGGUUUGGCCUCUGGUAUACACUACCGGUGGGGAUUUUUCACCCCAGAUGGGAUGGCACUGGACAAGAUAGCAGCUUUAGUGGACCAAGGAAAGAUCCGGCCGGUCAUUGACAGAGUUUUCACCUUCGAUCAACUGCCAGCUGCCUAUGACAAGGUCGAGCAAGGUCAUGCCCGAGGGAAGACGGUCAUUUCUGUAGCCGAGAAGAGGACACAGCUGGACGACAGCUCCUCAUUUGGCAUCAUACAUGUUUAAUCUAACAUAGUACAAAUUAGUGUAAACUUGUAAAGGAGUGGGACACUUGUGCCCCGUAUGCUUUCAUAUCAAAUUCACGCCUUACAGAAUUAUGGUACUUUCUCUGACAUAGAAGAUGGCAGAAAUAGACAACAGCAACGUCAUUUUUGAGAUACUAGUUGCUGUAUGUAUUACGUGCAAAAGUAUAAAACAGCUUAUUGUAGAUGGCUUUACUAUCACUUGCAAAUCUGUAAAAUAAUUCAUACCUAAAAAGUAAACGCCACUGCCUCCAGAAGUCUGCAAAGGAGGAAUCGUUUCUGCGUGAUUUUAUGACCAUUUUUAUGGUACAUGACAUGUUAUAUUGUUGUAUAAAAAAGCUACUUUA
This is a messenger RNA of Branchiostoma belcheri (Belcher's lancelet), 1808 nucleotides long. RefSeq names its product reticulon-4-interacting protein 1 homolog, mitochondrial-like. Lineage: Eukaryota; Metazoa; Chordata; Leptocardii; Amphioxiformes; Branchiostomatidae. The coding region runs from base 167 to 1444 and encodes 425 amino acids. Gene Ontology annotation, molecular function: oxidoreductase activity; zinc ion binding. The record is from RefSeq and is a predicted model, not a curated record. Gene Ontology annotation, cellular component: mitochondrion. The transcript has 10 exons.